AUGGGAAUUCAUCAUAGUAAGGAAGGAGUGGCCAAUCAUCAUAGUGAAUAUAUCAAUCGUCAUACACCCUCAAGAGUAUUAUCAGAAAAUUCAAUUCCAAUUAAUAGAAUAAAUAAUAAUAAUAUUAAUAAUAACAAUAAUAAUAUUGAUAAUAAUAAUAAUAAUAUUAAUAAUAUUAAUAAUAAUAAUAAUAAUAAUAAUAAUAAUAUUAAUGGAAAUAAUGAUUUAAAAAAGAAAAAUUAUCUUCAAAAGAAAAUUAAAUCAAUUUCAUUUUCAAGUUUUAAAUCAUCACCAUCUACUCCAAAAAUUAAUAAGAAUAAAAGUCACAUUAAUAACAAUAAUAGUGGUGGUAAUAUAAAUGGAAAAGAUAAAAUAAAUAAUGAUAGUGAUAGUGAUAGUGAUGGUGAAGAGUAUUAUGAUAAUAAUGAAUACUAUGAUGGUAAUAAUUUAAAGACCAAUGAAGACUAUGAUGAUGUGGAGGAUGAUUAUGAUGAUGAAAGUGAAGAAAUUAUAGAUGACACAAUGGAUGAUAUGACAUUUCUACCAAGAUUCGAUAAUACUCCAUUAUCAUUAAUAAAUUAUAAACUAUCUUCAAUAAAUAAUACUCCAUACAUAUCAUCAAAUACUACAACCACCACUACAACUACAACUACUACUACCUCCUCAACAGCAGCGGUAUCAGCAUCUUUAUCAUCAACAAUGACGCCAUUAUCAAUUCAAAAUAAAUUUACAGUAAUAAAUCCAUCACCAUCAUCAACUUCAUCAACACCAAAAGUAAUACAGGGACCAAUAGCAUCAACGAUUAUAGCAAGCAAUGGAAUUACAGGUAGUGGUGGAUUAAGUAACAAUUCAAAUUGGUAUCAACAAAAAAAUAAUGAUGAUCAAGAUGAGGAUGAUUAUCAUUUAUUAAAUAAUAAAGAAAAUGAUCAAAGAAUUAAAGUGGUUGGUAUGGAUGAAAUAAUAUAUAUAUUAGAAUCACAAGUUAUGAAAACUUCUGAAAUUUUAGGUACUUCAUUAUUAUGCUCAUCAACUUUAUUGUUAUUUUUUAAAUGGAAUAUGGAUCUUUUAUUACAAAGAUUCGUAGAAAAAGGUGAAGAAUAUGUUUUUACUGAAUCUGGUGUUCAAUUAUUAUCCAAUUUCUCAUCGUCAUCAUCAUCAUCUUCUUUUUCUUCAAAUGAAACAACAUUAGAUAUUCAAAAACAAAGAUUCAUUGAAUUAUUAUUACCAGCAAUUCCAAAUAAAUCUAAAAAUUUUCAAAAUAAAAAUUUACUAGUAAAUAAAAAUCAAAAAUCAACUAAAAUAUAUUCAUUACCUACUUCUUCUCCAUCAUCAUCUCCUACAACUUCAACAGGAUAUAAUCCAUCAUUACCAAUACCAAUACCAUCUUCUUCAUCAACCACACCUACAACAACAUCUUCAAUAGUAUCAACUUCAAAUUCUGGUGCACUUUUCUCUGAUUUUAGAACAAACAGAUCUCAACAAAAUCAAAAUAACCAACCAAGAGGUCAAAUCAGUAGAAAUUUAUCAAGAAAUCAUAUGAAUUCAAUUACAAUUACUCCUCCACAAAAUAAUAAUAAUAAUAUUAAUAUUAAUAUUAAUAAUAAUAUUAAUAAUAAUAUUAAUAAUAAUAGUAAUAAUAAUAAUAAUAAUAAUAAUAAUAAUAAUAAUAAUAAUAAUAAUAAUAAUAAUAAUAAUAAUAAUAAUAAUAAUAAUAAUAAUAAUAAUAAUAAUAAUAAUAAUAAUAAUAAUAAUAAUAAUAAUAAUAAUUCAAAAAACUAUUCUCCAAAUAGUACACCACAGCAUGAUACUCAAUCAUCAACGAAUAAUGACGAACUUAUAAAAAACAUAAAGGAACCAUUAUCAAGUCAAGAAGAAAGAAGAAGGAGGGAAGAUCAAACAUUAAUGAUUUUUAGUAUUAUAAUGGAAUUAGGUAAUCAAUCUUAUGGCGAUGAUGAAAAUAGUUAUAAUUACUAUAUUAAAAAUAAAAAUAAAAAUAAUAAUAAUAAUAAUAAUAAUAAUAAUAAUAAUAAUAAUAAUAAUAAUAAUAAUAAUAAUAAUAAUAAUAAUAAUAAUAAUAAUAAUAAAAAUAAAAAUAAUGAUAAUGAAAAUAAAAAUAAUGCAAAUGAUAUUUUUGAAAAUAAUGAUAGUAGCGAAAGUACACCAUCCAUCUCUCCAACUUCAACAACUACUAAUACUACCACCACUACUACCACCACUACUAAUACUAAUACAUCCAGUGAUACUACCACAAGUGGAACCAAUACAACAAAAAUAAAAACAUCUGAUCAAGAUAAAGAUAAAAAAUCAAAUAUUGAGGAAAAUAAUAAUGAAGAUGAUGAAGAUGAAAGUUUAAAUGAAAAGUAUAAUAAAAUGAAUGAUAUUUCAAAUUCAUUUGAAUCAAGUACUACAAGGGAAGAUUUAUAUUAUGAUCAAGAAUCAGAUGAUGAAGCUGUUGAACAAUUAAAUGAAAAUAAUAAACAAACUCAUAACCACCAACAUCAACAUCAUUUUAAUCAAGCUCAAAAUUUUGUUAACAAGAGGUUCGGAACUAAAUAUGAUUUUUCAAAUCCACCACCAUCACCUAGACCAAUUAGAAGAUUAACCUUUGUAACAAAACUAAAGAAAGAUAAUAACGAUUUAUCAAAUAAACCUACCAAACAAUCUGAAACUUUGGAAUCUAGAAAUAUUACAACACUUGGCUCCAGUAAUGAUCAACAAACCCAUUCCUCAAAUACAAAUACAAAUACAAAUACAAAUACAAAUACAAAUACAAAUACAAAUACAAAUACAAAUACAAAUACAAAUACAAAUACAAAUACGAAUACGAAUACAAAUACAAAUACAACAAAAAACUACUCAAAAGAUCAAAAUAAUACUUUAAUCGAAGAGAAACCAAAUUGUACAAAUAAUAAUAAUAAUAAUAAUAAUAAUAAUAAUAAUAAUAAUAAUAAUAAUAAUAAUAAUAAUAAUAGUAGUAAUGGUAAUAAUAUAACCAAUACUAAUACAAAUAACAGUAUAAAUAAUAAUAAUAAUAAUAAUAAUAAUAAUAAUAAUAAUAACAAUAAUAAUAACCCAAUGUCAUUAAGUUCAGAAAAUUCAUUCUUAUGUACAACAGAAGAUAUUGAUAAAACCAAUAGUACAUUUACAUUUAAUAAUGAAAUUAGUAGUGAUGAAAGUGAAACAGGGUUCCCAACACCCCCACCUUUAACAAGAUCAUUAACAAAUAAUAAUCAUGUUUUAUGUUCAAGUAAUAAUAAAAAUAAUCCUAAUAAUGUCAGUAACAGCAAUAACAUAAUAAGUAACGAUCAAAAUGAAAUUGUUGAAACUCAAAGAGAAAAUAAUAAUAAUAAUAAUAAUAAUAAUAAUAAUAAUAAUAAUAAUAAUAAUAAUAAUAAUAAUAAUAAUAAUAAUAAUAAUAAUAAUAAUAAUAAUAAUAGUAAUAGUAAUAGUAAUAGUAAUAGUAAUAGUAAUAGUAAUAGUAAUAGUAGUAAUAGUAAUAGUAAUAGUAAUAGUAAUGGUAAUAGUAAUGGUAAUACCAAUACCUAUAGCAAUAAUAAUAUCAAUAAUAUUAAUCAAAAUGUUUUACAAGUUGAAAAUGAAAGAAAUGAAAAUUAUUUAGAAGCAGAAAAAGAUGGAGCAAAUGAACCCAUUAAAUUGGAUGGAGCAGCACUUCCAAGUCAAAAUGAUCAAAUUAUUGAAAAUGUUAACAUUCAAAAUAAUGAAAAUAAUAAUGUAAUUGAUAUUAUUAAUGAUAAUUUGGAACAAAGUAAUGAAAAUAAAUUGGAGAAUACAAAUUCUAUUUAUAAUGAAAAUGUUAAUGAUAAUGUUACUACGACAAUCGAAGAAGUAAUUAAUAAUAAUAAUAACAAUAUCAAUAAUAGUAAAAAUAAAAAUAAUAAUAAGAGUGAAAAUUUAAUUGAAAAUGAAUUAAUUAAAAAUGAAAAUGAUAAAGAAAUAGAAAAAGUUAAAGAAAAAGAAAAUGAAGAAAUUGAAAAGGAAGAAUUAAUUGUAUGUUUAGUAUGUUUUUCAGAUGUAACAAAACAAAAAGCAUAUAGUUUACAAUGUAAUCAUAGUUAUUGUAUAGAUUGUUGGUAUUCAUAUUUAGCAAUUUCAGUUGAUUCCGGUAAAACAUGUUUAUAUACAAAAUGUAUAGAGCCAAAUUGCAAGUAUGUUUUAAACUUAAAUGAUUUUAAAAUAUUAUUAAGUGAACAACUUUAUCAAAGAUAUAUUCAAAUGUAUGUUAAAUCAUUUGUUGAAUUUAAUCCAAAGACAAGAUGGUGUACGAAUCCACAAUCAUGUUCAAUGGCAAUUCAUUACAGUGGUGUAGAUUUACCAAAUAUAAUUAAUGUUACAUGUUCAUGUAAUUGGAGAUUUUGUUUUCAUUGUGGUGAUGAGUAUCAUACACCAUCAACAUGUGUCCAAGUUUCAGAUUGGAGAAUAUUGAAAUCAAAAGAGGAAGGUCAAAAUGCAAUUUGGUUAAGUCAUAAUACAAAGAAAUGUCCAAAAUGUAAAAUUCAUAUUGAAAAGAAUGAAGGAUGUGCCCAUCUAACUUGUCUAAAUUGUAAACAUGAAUUCUGUUGGCUAUGCAAAGGACCAUGGUCUGAACACGGUGAUAGAACCGGUGGCUAUUUUUCAUGUAAUCGUUAUGAUCCACUUAAACAUGACUCUUAUGAUUUGGAUAAAACAUUUGGUCCAUAUGUUCACCAUUUUCAAAGAUUUAAUUAUCAUCAUAAUGCAAAGAAAUUCGCAAUGUGUAAAUUGGAAUUAUUCAACCAAGAAGAACCAAGAUUAAAAAGAAUUCCAAUGAAUGAAGAUUGUAAAUUACAUUUUCAAUUAGCAAAACAAUUCCUAUUAGAUGCUUUGAAUUUAAUUUUAGAUUGUAGACAUACCCUAAAGUAUACCUAUGUCUAUGGUUAUUAUUUACAAGAUAGUUGUGAAAAAGAUUUAUUUGAUUUUCUUCAAGAAGAUUUAGAAAAAUCAACUGAACACUUAGUUGAAAUUAUAUUUGCUGAAGUUGAAAAAUAUUUAACAUUUAUUACAAAACAAUUAUUAGUUUUAAUAUCAAAUAAUAUUAAUAAUAAUAAUAAUAAUAAUAAUAAUAAUAAUAAUAAUAAUAAUAAUAAUAAUAAUAAUAAUAAUAAUAAUAAUAAUAAUAAUAAUAAUAAAACUUCAUCAAAUGUACAAAGUGAUAAUAAUAAUAAUAAUAAUAAUAACCCUUCAACUGUUCAAACCAAUGAAUUUAAAGAAUAUUAUAUAUUUGAUACAGUUCAAUUUGUUCAUGCUAAUAAAUAUUAUAAAGUGACAAAAGCAUUUUUACAGAAUUUAACAAGUGGUAUUCAUUAUGGUUUAACAACAAGUUAUGCUCCACCUUUAAAUCCACCAAAUUCUACAAAGAAACAUUCAAAAGGUACUUUAUCAUUAUUAAAAAGAAAAUUAACUUUUCCAAAAAUAAAUUAA
This is a messenger RNA of Dictyostelium discoideum AX4, 5457 nucleotides long. RefSeq lists its product as hypothetical. The record is from RefSeq and is a predicted model, not a curated record. The transcript has 2 exons. Gene Ontology annotation, molecular function: zinc ion binding. Bases 1 to 5457 code for a protein of 1818 amino acids. NCBI's taxonomy places the organism in Eukaryota, Evosea, Eumycetozoa, Dictyosteliales, Dictyosteliaceae.